GUCCUUGACAGGUAUUUAGGACAUCAAUACGAGCGAAGCCGCAGUUUGUAUUUGUGUUAAGGGGCUAAAUAUGGGUUGUUGUUCACCUACUGAGAGAGAAAGUUGCUGCGAUGACUCCUGCGAAAGUUCUGAAAGUUCGAACAAAUGUCAGACACAUUACAGAAGGUCAUCUUGUUUUGGCACAUGCAGUGGUUUAAAUUUCAUUUGUGUGGCCUUUCUCUCUUUUGUACUUUUCCUUACCGCGACAGGACUAGUGGCGUAUUACAUGACAGAAUACCACGGAAAAAACCUCAAAUGGCGAGAAUAUAAGACAACAGAAGAUAGGGAGCAAUCUAUGAACACCCAUGCAGUUUUGACGACUUUUGGAUUCAUUACCUUGGCUGGAAUAGGUAUAACAAUGUACAGAGUAUCCACGUGUUGUGAGCGUUCAUCUCUAAGGGUGCUGCAUAUCUUCAUUCUACUUGCAGCGGCAGUAGCUAUAGGAUAUGGGGUUUACAUCCCUUACGAAAUAAACGAACUACAAGAAAGACCGCACUUUUAUUCAACCCAUAGCUGGGCUGGUUUGAUUGCUUGUGGAUUAUUCGCCCUUGUGCUGGCCUGCGGAUUUUUAAAAUUUAUUCUUCUAUUAAUGUGUGGUCCAGUGUCAUGUUGCUUACGCGCGAGCUGUAUACCUAUCCACGCAGGCCUUGGACUAGCUGCUUAUUGGACUGCUAUCGUCGCAAUCGUCAGCGCAAUACAAAGGGAUUUAGUGGAAGCCAAUAUUAAGAGAAAGAAGUACAAGGGGGCCGAUCUAGGUCUCUGGUGGGGAGAUACUUUGAACGAUUUCUUAGAAAUCACCAAACGCGAAGAUCAGGCUGGAUUCCAACAAGUUUAUUAUAAAAAACUUAGAACAAUGCAACCCCGCCAUCGUCGCCCAAUUUUCGUCGUACCCCAAAGACCACGAAAAAUGUUUCCACAACGACGUUUCACACUAACGCCAAAAUUUAACCCAGAGAGAAUAGAUGAAACUACAGUAGAUUUAAUACCACAACAAACAGAUUUAUCCGAAGAAAUUGAAACAACAACACUACCUUCUCCGCCUCACCUCCCAGGAAAGGAUCCGGUGUAUCCCGGUGGUGGUAUGUUUGAACCUUACCAGGAAGAAAAUUUUGAAGUUGCUAGGGUUCAUUUAGCGGGUGGGCUUUCAUUUUUAUUGGUCUGUUGCGGUCUUCUAGUCACUUAUUCAGUAUUGAGUCGGUUUUGGUGUAGAAGGUAA
This is a messenger RNA of Agrilus planipennis (emerald ash borer), 1255 nucleotides long. RefSeq lists its product as uncharacterized. The transcript has 6 exons. Bases 71 to 1255 code for a protein of 394 amino acids. The record is from RefSeq and is a predicted model, not a curated record. NCBI's taxonomy places the organism in Eukaryota, Metazoa, Arthropoda, Insecta, Coleoptera, Buprestidae. Gene Ontology annotation, molecular function: oxidoreductase activity.